UAAGUGAAUCUAGUUCUUUGAAAAGACUCCACAGUUCUUGACUUGCCACCAGCUGACUUGUGAGAUCCUCCCACUUCGACACAGCCAGCUGAGCUUCCUCCGAUCACAGUAGUACUAAACUCGCGCUUCACCGCCUAUCGCUUUAACACCAGUGUGGUGGGCGCCAGACCAUGGAUUUUGAGACAAAAAUUUACCCACAAAUCGGAGGCUAUGGACGAUACAAUCGCAUGGUGACUAUAUUCAGCUGGUUCCCAAACUUUGCGGUGACACUGAACCUCUUCUGUGACGUUUUUUACACUUUAAUUCCCGAGUCUUACCACUGUAAACCAGACCCCAGCCUUUUACCGUGGGGAUUUCUUCCCAGCAACUUCUCCAAACAAGCCUACCUCAACUUCACCAUUCCCUGGGACGAGGAAUCGGGCGGACUGAGCCACUGUGAGCUGUACAGGUACUCGAACAGUAGCAAUGUCACGGACAACAUACCAAGAGAAAAAGUUCCCUGCACGAAAGGAUGGGAAUAUGCGAAACCAGCUGGACUUGACGGCAAUUUCGUGACAGAGUGGAACCUUGUGUGUGGAAACUACUGGAGGAUUCCUCUUCAGCAUAUCUGCUUCAUGCUGGGCUGGAUCCUGGGCUACAUUCUUCUGGGCACCAUCUGUGACUGGCUGGGUCGGCGGCGUGCGCUGCUGAUGUCCGUGUCCCUCUCGGGGCUGCUGGGAGUGGCGGUGUGCGUCUCCAACAGCCCAGUGGCCUUCCUGCUCCUCAGACUGUCCCAGGGGGCCAUGCUGGCCGGGGUCUUCCUCUCAUCAUACAUAGCCCGUCUGGAGUUGUGUGACCCGCCCCAUCGGCUGAUGGUGUCCAUGGUCAGCGUGUUCUUCGCGGUGUUUGCCGAGCUGCUGCUGCCGGGCCUGGCGGUGGUGUGCAGUGAUUGGCCAGUGCUGCAGGCCGUGGCCACCGUGCCCCUGCUCCUCAUCAUCUCCUACUGGUGCUGUUCGUCAGUGUUUCCAGAGUCUCCGCGUUGGCUUCUGGCCACAGGUCAGAUCCCUCAGGCCAAAAAGGCUCUUCAGACCUUCUGUGGGCGGAACGGGGCCUGCCUCAAUGUGGAGCUCUUCCCAGCCGAGACGCUGCUCUCAGAGAUUGACUCUGUUUAUGGAGAUGAGACUGAGACGGAGUACCACAGUAUACUGGAGCUGCGGCACACCAGAGUCAUCUGGAGGAAUGGCCUCAUCCUGGGCCUUACACUCUUCAUUGGGACUGGAAUCCAGUACUGCUUCACGCGUAACCUGCACGGCUACUCCUCGCACUUCUACUUCAGCUAUUUCCUGCGCGUCCUGACGGGGGCACUGGCGUGCGUCUUCCUCUGCCUGACCGUGGACCGCUUCGGUCGCCGCGGCAUCCUGCUGCUCGUUGCCAUAGGGACAGGGCUGUCAUCGCUGCUGCUGCUGGCGCUCACUCAGUACCUGCGAGGUGGAUUGGUCUUGGUGUUGUCUAUCAUAGGCCUGCUGUCGUCUCAGGCCUUGGCCAUGCUCAGCGUGUUCUUCGCCAGUGAAGUGAUGCCCACCGUAGUACGUGGCGGCUCUCUGGGCCUGGUGAUGUCUGCGGGCUGCGUGGGCAUGGCGGCCUCCUCGCUGAUGGAGCUGCAGAACAACGGCGGCUACUUCCUGCACCACGUGGUCUUCGCCUCCUUCGCCGUGCUCUCCAUCCUCUGCAUCAUGCUGCUGCCCGAGAGCAAGCGCAAGCCGCUGCCCGACUCGCUGGCGGACGGCGAGUGCCAGCGCCGCCCGCCGCUCUUCCUGGCGCGCGGGCCCGACCGCGACAGCCUGCCGCUGCUGCGCACCACCCGCGCGCCCGCCUCCGAGUACAACCCGGACAACUACGCCCGGCUGAUGAGCGCCACCAAGAAGAUGCUGGCCAAGGACACGCUGCCCUUCAAGAUACCCGCCACCAACGGCACGACUGUGCAUCAGGCGACGCCACUGCUGAGGGGGCAAGCCAGUAACGGGGUGGUACCGGGCAGGACUCAGGGGGGUGGCAGGGCGGUGGAGAAUGGGAGCUUGCAUUAUGACGGUUCGUCCUCCUAGCGUGUUUUGACUGUGCAUGACUCUUCAAAAACGAACACACACACACCUGCCAAGACAUUCUCCUCAUGGGGAAUGAACUGUGGUGUAACAAUAUGACUGCUGCAGUUGCAUCGACACAUAACUCCGUUGCAAGCAACGAGUAGGCGGACAUGCGUGAAACUGGAUAUAUAUAUAUUUUUGUAUGAUUUUGUGACUUUUUGUGUAAUUAUAUUUAAAUUUGUUUUUCAGACUAUAAGGACUGAUACGUCACUGUUUGGUAUAGCCGGAAAGCUGUAUGUCAUUUUCUCAUGUGUUCUCAUAUGCCGUGGAGAAAUACUUUCUCUCUGACUAAUACCUCUCUGCUGGUCCAUUCGUCUAUCCUGCACACAAGGCACUCUGUUUCUCCUUCUCUCCUCUCCUCCCCUCUCCUCAUGUUCCCUUCCUUCCUCUGAGCCUGUUGCAGAACUAUUCAGGGUUUUUCAGCCUCCACCACCACGGUCACUUGAGUCCAAUUCCUUGUCCAUUUAUUACGACCGCAAAAUCUCAUGCUUCCCAUUAAGAUGGCGAGUCUUGUGACCCGGGGUGGGCAGGCGUGUGCAUGUGCUGCUUGCUCCCUGAUCUAAUAUCUCCACCUCCUCGUCUGUCUCCACUGGCUUGCCUCUGCCUGCUGAAGGGUGCUCUCUCUCCCUCCUCAUCCACUCACAGACACACUUCAACCCUUCAAGAUGGGUUGGGGUUGGGUGGAAGAAGUCACAGGGCAAAAAGCACUCAAUGACGCAUGGAUUGGUCAGCUGGACGUGACUGGGAAAAAAGUGCCAUGGGGUUCCGCAUCAGCCUUUCUUAAUGUUUUCUGAAUGUUGUCUUUGAUUCGUUAUUUCUUGUCAAGUGAUUGAACAUGACAUGACUGUGACAAGCAGUUUCGUGUGUGUGAGAGGCUGCUCCUUUUUGGGCCUUUUUGAUUAAGUGAAACAUUAGUUUGGAGCCAGACCCACAGAUAAGUUUCCCAAGCGCUUCAUCAGUCCUUAAGAUGUAUGUAUUAUAGAUCAGCUGAAGGGGAAUGUGUUUGGCCAAAAACAACAAUAAUACCAAAGUAGCCUGUAUGCCUGGUAUCGGAAUAACCUACUGUGAAAGGCAUGCAGUCUAGUAGUAAAUAGUCUAUCAUUUUUAUACUUUACUGUUUUAUAAGUGCAUUUUCUUGCAUACGUUAUACAUACCCACAUAAGAUGUGUAGGGUCCGAAACUAUUUCACAACUGUGAAAGCUGAUGCUGGCGAUAGCAAGGAUAAUAUUACAAAUAGCAAUAAUUAUGUCAACACUCAGGUGUCCUACAAAAUGUUCAAUGUAUUGUUUGUGAAAAGCCAUCAUAUUUGACCCUCAUCCGCUUUUAUUUCUUUCAGUUUUAUUUUUUUAUACCCUCUAUAAAAGAUUUCUUCACGUU
This is a messenger RNA of Engraulis encrasicolus (European anchovy), 3497 nucleotides long. RefSeq names its product solute carrier family 22 member 31 (gene slc22a31). Gene Ontology annotation, biological process: transmembrane transport. Gene Ontology annotation, molecular function: transmembrane transporter activity. The record is from RefSeq and is a predicted model, not a curated record. Bases 171 to 2081 code for a protein of 636 amino acids. The transcript has 9 exons. NCBI's taxonomy places the organism in Eukaryota, Metazoa, Chordata, Actinopteri, Clupeiformes, Engraulidae.